AUGGCCUUUUCCAACCAGAGCUUCCAGUGGGGCUCGGGCUCGCACGCCCACCCUCCUGCUCCCAGCGUCAGUGGUUUAACCGUCAGGAGAACGGCUGUCCAGAAAUUUCAAGCCCCCAGUGUCUACGGGGGAGCAGGCGGCUACGGCACCCGCAUAUCCACCAGCAGCAGCUACGGACCAGGCUCGGGGGCAAAAUUCGGCAGCAGCUUCCAGCUGAACCUUGCUGGUAACGAUGAGCUGCUCACCGGUAACGAGAAGGCAACCAUGCAAAACCUCAACGACCGCCUGGCCUCGUACCUGGAGAAGGUGCGAGCCCUGGAAAAGGCCAACUCCCACAUCGAGAGGCAGAUCAAGGAGUACUACGAGAAGAACUCCUCCGUGCUGAGUCGUGACCAUAGCCCGUACUUCCAAAUCAUCGAAGAGCUCCGAAAUAAGAUUGGUGUUGCACAGAUGGAAAAUGCGAGGCUGGUCCUGCAGAUUGACAAUGCCAAACUGGCUGCUGACGAUUUUAGAAUUAAGUUUGAGAACGAGCACUUGCUCUUGCAGAGUGUACAGAGCGACAUUAAUGGACUGCUCCGAGUCCGCGACGACUUGACCUUGACAAAAUCUGACCUGGAGUCACAGAUUGAAAGUGUGAAUGAAGAAAUAAUGUUUCUUAAGAAAAGCCACGAGGAGGAAGUUCACAGCCUGCAAAAGCAGGUGGGUGGUUCCGUUAACGUCGAGGUGGACGCUGCUCCGAGUAUCAAUCUUGCCACUAUUAUGGAAAAUAUGAGACGGCAAUAUGAAGAAAUGGCAGAGAAGAACCGCGAAGAAGCCAAGGAACGGUUUGAAAAGCAGACAGAAGAACUGAACCAGGAAGUCGCGAUCAAUAUCGAGCAGCUGCAAAGCCAAAGGACAGAGAUCACCGAACGGAGACAGAUCUUCCAGGGCCUGGAGAUAGAACUGCAAUCCCAGCUUAACAUGAAAAAGGCUCUAGAAGACACCCUGGCGGAAACGGAGGCCCGCUACAGCCAGCAGCUAGCUCAAAUUCAGGCCCUGAUCGCCAGCCUGGAGGCUCAGCUGCGGCAAAUCCGCGCGGACAUGGCAGCUCAGUGCGACGAGUACGCGGCGCUGCUGGACAUCAAGACGCGCCUGGAGAUGGAGAUCGCCACGUACCGUCGCCUGCUGGAAGGGGAGGACAGCGGGCAUUUCCAAAUGGAUAUAGCUACAGAAGAGACUGAAAAAGAAUCAAGUAAAAUUAAGAAGAUCAAGACAAUUGUUGAGGAGGUGGUGGACGGCAAGGUGGUCUCCUCGGAGGUCAGGGAGAUCGAGGAGAAGAUCUAA
This is a messenger RNA of Nothoprocta perdicaria, 1323 nucleotides long. RefSeq names its product keratin 20 (gene KRT20). The record is from RefSeq and is a predicted model, not a curated record. NCBI's taxonomy places the organism in Eukaryota, Metazoa, Chordata, Aves, Tinamiformes, Tinamidae. The transcript has 8 exons. Gene Ontology annotation, molecular function: structural molecule activity. The coding region runs from base 1 to 1323 and encodes 440 amino acids.